AUGACUGCCAUUGUAGACGUUCAAGGCUUUAAAACAGAAACAAAUGAAUUUAUAAUAAAAGAAAUUGCUGUACUUUGUAAUAAGAAACUGCAAGUGUUUUUGAUUAAGCCACCAUUCCCGUUUUACGAUUUAACAAAGCAGGAAAGAAGACAAGUUGCAUGGAUUGAACGUAAUCGACAUAUAUAUUGGAGUGAAGGGUUUAUACAUUAUUCAAAUUAUCAACAUUUAAUUUUAGAUGUUUUAAGAGAUAAGUGUAUAUACACUAAAGGUCAUGAAAAAAUGUUAUGGUUAAAAAGAAUUUUAAAUAAUAAUAAUAAUAAGAGCGUGUUUAAUUUGGAAGAUAAAGGUUGUCCUAAUUUAUUAAGCUUGUAUGAUCAAUAUAAAUAUUAUGAAGGCAUGUAUAAUUGUAUUUAUCAUGACUCAAUAUGUGGUUUAAAAAAUGUUUUAUGUUUAAAUAAAUGGUGUAUUGAUAAUAAAGUUUUUCAAUAA
This is a messenger RNA of Diatraea saccharalis (sugarcane borer), 489 nucleotides long. NCBI's taxonomy places the organism in Eukaryota, Metazoa, Arthropoda, Insecta, Lepidoptera, Crambidae. The record is from the annotation of a GenBank genome assembly.